Molecule: messenger RNA, 802 nt
Organism: Leptopilina boulardi
Lineage: Eukaryota; Metazoa; Arthropoda; Insecta; Hymenoptera; Figitidae
Exons: 4
Coding region: 176-499 (107 amino acids)
Source: RefSeq, a predicted model, not a curated record
UUUGAAAACAAAACAAACAGCUGCCUUUUAUUACAUUCGUUUGCCUUUGUUUUGCUUGUCUCAAAUUCUAUAACUCUUUGAUUUCGGUGUAAACGUGCUCUGAAAAUAAAAUAUGUGGAUCAAUUAUUAUUGACAGGAUGUGAUGUACCUUGCAAAAAAAAGAUGACAACACAGCAUGAAUUCAAAAUCUGAUUCAAAUUAUUUGUUGGUAAAAUUUUCGCAAUGGAAGUUAAAUUUCGAUUCUCGCAUAGAGAAAAAUCUGGAAUCUCUUGUCAAGGUUAAGGGAUGUGACACUAAGGAGAAUAAAAGCCGGGUUUCAAACCAAUGCCCUCGUGACUCGUGCACACACACGAGUAUAGGUAAAAUCGAUUGGAGCACCUGGUUUGUGUAUAUUCUCAUUAUCUCAUACGACACUGAGUGCAUGCAUGCAUUUUUUUCUGUCGGUUUCUUUGCUAACAAAAAAAAAAGAAAAAAAACUCAACGAAAUGUUCGAUCCUAGCUUCAAACAUUACGUAAAAGCACACGUAACUUUGAAACAUUGAUAUUCCCACUCUCUUCAAAUUUUCCCUCAUACGUCGAUACUUGACUAUUCUUUUUAAUCGUAGCGCCUCAUGGCUCGCGCAAAAGUGCACACGAGGCAUGCUCAAUUGUCAUUUUGCCGAAAUUAAUUUUGUCGCCUUUUUUUUUUUUUAUUUUUUACACACAUAAUUUACAAAAUUUAAUUCUCUCACCUCCGGUUUAAUCAAAUCACUAGUAUUUAGUGUCGGUGACAUCUUCAUAAUGUUGUUUUUUUUUUUUUUUU